GUACGUCACUAUUAUUAAAUAACAAGCUGGAGUGGAGAGUACUUGUUGUGGUCUGUUAUGUGUUGAGUAUUUAUUUGUGAACAUUUAAGCAUUGAAUUAUAUUUUUAAAAUAUGAUAGCCUUCUGUGUGCAAAGGAAAAAAUGAUAACAUUCGGCGCUGCGAAUACUUCCACGGUUCAAGAAGAAUCAGGUGACGUGAGAAGCAUUUGCGAGAGCAUUUGUAGCGAUGGAUCAAACGCCACAGUUCAACCAGGGGUUAAUCAAAGACCCCGUAUGGACAUCGCAUGUGUUUUGGACGUGACCCAAACAUUGAACAUAGCUCACAGAAAAAGAGCACUGGAAGAAGUUCGCUUGGCUUCCGAACUCGUCAAUGCAAACGUACACCACAUUCCUUUUGAGAAACUAGACUUCGGAGAGACAAGUGUGUUAGACACUUUUUAUAAUGCUGAUGUGGCUCUGGUGGAUCUUAGUGUACAAUUACAACAGAGCUCGCUGUUAUAUCACCUUGGAGUAAGAGAAAGUUUUGAUAUGAAAGAAAAUGUCCUCCUGUAUAAUGAUGUUGAUUCUGAUGCUACAUUGCGUCUAAAAAUAUCUCUACCAAACUUCCUGUUCGUAUCAUACAAACUCACCGAUGCGGGGACAUGCGUCACGACAAAUCCAGCUGCAGCGAAAUUCAAAGGCGAAGAAGCGCCUGAUCCUAAACAACACCUUACGCUAAGGCUCAAGAAUAUUCUUCAAGAUGUUGAAGUUCAAACCAAGGCACAUUUACAAGAGAAGUUCCUAUCCGAUUUACGGAAGGCUCGCGAAACCUACAGCGGUACGGAAUUGGCGAACGUUCUGCACGCAAUGCGGCGGAGACUCGACGAUCCCGCUGUUUUAUCCGGAGAUACAAUACUCAAUCUGCUUAUAUCGUAUAGAGAAAUACAGGAUUAUGACGCCAUAGUCCAAAUCGUUGAUGAUCUGAAAACUAUUAUGAACCGAAAGAAUUAUGUCAAUAUGCCUAUCAUAAGGUUUAUGUACGCUUUUGCUAUGAAUAGGAGAAAUAAAGAAGGUGACCGAGAGAACGCCUUAAAAGUAUGCGUGAAGGCCCUCGAAAAGAAAGAAAAUCGAUUUCCAGAUAUGUUGUGCCUCUGUGGCCGCAUUUACAAGGAUCAGUUUGUAGAAUCUCAACACAGUGACUUGGAAAGUUUGACAAACGCAAUUCACUGGUAUAGACAAGGUUUCGAAGUUCAACCAAAUGAAUACGCGGGUAUUAAUUUGGCGACGUUACUAGUAAUAGCUGGGAAUGAUUUCAAGAAUUCUCAAGAAUUACAGCAUAUUGGAAUGGUGCUCAAUCACUUGAUCGGCAAAAAGGGUAGCCUGUCUUCCCUGAAAGAUUAUUGGGAUGUAGCAACAUUUUUUGAAAUAUCAGUGCUCGCUCAAGAUUACGUGAAAGCAAUUCAAGCGGCCGAAUGUAUGUUUAAGUUGAAACCACCUAAUUGGUACCUGAAGUCUACUAUAGGAAAUAUAGAACUAAUUGACAGAUUUCGAAAGAAGAGCGAAGAAACUUCGCCGGAACAGCAAGUGUUCUCUUUCUGGAUGGAAUUUUUUGUCGAGGCAACUAAAAGCACCUGUGAAAAUAUUAUACGUUUUCCUGUGGUCAUCUUAGAAACUACAAAAAUUUACAUGCCGUCGUAUGUUAAUGUGAAUAUGGGGGCUGAACAAAAAUCUGUCGAGAUAUUUAAUCUAUGCCUGGAUUCGAUGCGAGGUGACUGCAGACAAGUGCAUCGGUGGCUGUUCACAUCUGACAUGAUAAGAUCAUAUAGCUUAUACAAACGAGACGAGAGGUGUCUAUUCUUGUACGUCAGCGAGAACUCGGAUGAUUUUCAAAUAUUCCUGCCUUCACAAGCUUUUCGUCAACACCUUCACGACCUCCUCGGAGAACUAACUGCCGAUCACGAGAAAGUCGCUGAUUUAGAUACAAGUGUGAUGCAAGAUCAGUUAAAGUUUGAAUAUGAAUUGGAUGACUGUAAUAAACGAGUGGUGCUCGGUAAAGGAACGUACGGAGUCGUGUAUGCAGCUAGAGAUCUUAACACACAAGUCCGAAUUGCAGUCAAAGAGAUACCUGAGAAAAAUUUAGGAGAUGUCCAGCCGCUGCAUGAAGAGAUAUUAUUACAUUCACAGCUACGGCACAGAAAUAUUGUACAGUACCUCGGGUCAAUCUCAGAAAACAACUACUUCAAGAUAUUCAUGGAGCAAGUCCCGGGAGGGUCGCUAUCCGCACUACUCAGGUCCAAGUGGGGACCUCUUAAAGAAAAUGAAGCUACAAUCGCUUACUACACAAAACAAAUAUUGGAAGGUUUAAAAUAUCUACACGAUCAGAAAAUCGUACAUCGUGAUAUAAAAGGCGACAAUGUGCUAGUGAACACAUAUAGUGGAGUCGUAAAAAUAUCUGACUUCGGUACAUCCAAGCGACUCGCGGGUCUGUGUCCUUCGACUGAAACUUUCGCAGGCACUCUGCAGUACAUGGCUCCCGAGGUCAUAGACAAGGGGCAGAGAGGCUACGGCGCUCCGGCUGAUAUUUGGUCUCUUGGAUGCACGGUCGUAGAAAUGGCAACAGGGAAUCCACCUUUCAUGGAAUUGGGGUCGCCCCAAGCAGCUCUAUUUAAGGUGGGAUAUUAUAAAAUGCAUCCAGAAAUACCAAGCGAGUUAUCGCAGAAAGCAAAGAAUUUUAUAUUACGCUGCUUCAUACCUGAUCCUGAAAAACGAGCCACGGCUGCUGAAUUACUUGAAGAUCCGUUCUUAUGCGAAAAGAAAAAGUCCAGUAGCCGUUUAGGAAAUAGUAUAGACUACAGCCGCAGUAUCUCAGUGCCUGCUGAUAAAGUUCGGCCAACGGUCGCCCAAAAGAAGAUCUCUGAACCUAGUCUCCCUGGAAACCUGCCCAGCUCGCCAGAAAUUGAGGUUAAAACGGUCCGGUCUAAUCCAACAAUCACUAGGACUGCCUCGUCGAUGCUAUCGCCGAUACUGAUAUAUCCGCCGGACUUGUUGAACAGCAGCACAAUGCCAAAUACGCCGUCGACUGAUGAAAUGGAUAAUAAUGAUACAAUAUUGAAUAGAAGAAGUUCCUCGGGAGGUCUGCUUUCACCGGAGGUCGAUAUGACAAACGUUCCUCGGUCGUCUAUAGAUAUAGAACACGAUGGAUUUUACUUGCUGAAGAAAGAUUCACAACGCCGUCUCACACUUUCGCGAGUGUUAGAGCAAGACAGUGAGAAGAUCUGCUCUAAAUGGAUGCUAAGUAUACAGCAGGACUUCGGCAAUACGGUUUUAACAUUGAAUCACUUGGAAACAUUGCGUUGCGCGCUCAAAGAUUACAUCAUGGAUCAAAACAGAAGUGUCAUAGAACGUGCAAUAAUAGCGCUGAAGGAAGAGCUGGACUUCGACGCGAACGCGAUAAAUGAAUUGCAUUCAGCCAUAUACAUGUUCCAAGAGGCAGUGAAUGUCGUGCUGAGGAUGCAUAGCAUCAAGCCGCACUGGAUGUUCGCGCUAGAUAACUUAGUGCGGAACGCUGUACAAGCUGCGAUAACAGUUUUGUCACCCGAGCUGGGCGCCAACCUGGCGGGGCAGGAGGCGGAGCGCCGCGCGGCCGACGCGUCCCCGUCCGCGCUGUCCACCGCCACCUCCACGCGCGACCCGCUCGCCCUCUCGCUGCACCAGCUGCGGCAGGACAACCACAAACUUCAACAGGAACUCAUUGAUAGCUACCAGCAGUACCAGGGAUUGCUCCGUUUGAUGUUGGAAGAACAGAAAUCACAAACUCAAAUUUUAAGAGAAAUUGUCGAUAAAAAGCCAAGCAGGAACGAAGCGGCCCCCCCGGACCCGGAGGACUGCGACCCAGAGGCGCUGCAGGAGUUCCGCGAGUGGGCGUCGGCGCGCGACGUGCCGCCGGCCGCCGCCGCGUCGCUGGCCGCGCGCCACUUCCGCCUCGCCGACGUGCUCGCGCACGCGCAGCGCGACGACAUCGCGCGCCUCAACCUGCUGGGUGGUGAAGAACUUCGUCUUUGGCGGGCGAUAGUCGAACAUCGCCUUCAAGCUAACAGUUCGAAUCGUUUACGACGAACAAGUAGCACUGAAACCGAUAUGGACACAAAUUCAAUCGUGGUAGUCGAAUGUCAAAAAUGCAAGACCUCUCGAACAAUUUCAAACAAUUCAUCGUGUUCAAACAACCCUACAAUCGUUAUACGAGACCAGCAGGUGAACGGAGACGACAGUGUAGCCGAGUAUUACACUGAGAACGGGGUUGUCAACCUUUGACUAUUGCGUGGGUGGUGCACUCUACAGUGACCUCAAGGUUGCUAACCACUGGAAACGACGUGGCUUUAAGUUAGGCGGUUAUUCCACUGACUAACCGGAUCUUCCCUUUAAUGUCUUCUAAUGAGAUUAACUUAAAAAUAAAUAUGAUAUUUUAUGCUAUUAUACUAU
Molecule: messenger RNA, 4457 nt
Organism: Vanessa tameamea
Lineage: Eukaryota; Metazoa; Arthropoda; Insecta; Lepidoptera; Nymphalidae
Gene: Ask1
Product: mitogen-activated protein kinase kinase kinase 15
Exons: 25
Coding region: 141-4289 (1382 amino acids)
Biological process (GO): protein phosphorylation; MAPK cascade
Molecular function (GO): ATP binding; protein kinase activity
Source: RefSeq, a predicted model, not a curated record